GCGCUGCACUCGACGCUCGAAAGCCGGGAAAACACGAGCCGUUUUCCGCCGCGACGAUACGCAUCGAAGUUUACGGAAUUCGAACGCAUUUGAAUUGCUAUUUUGAAGUUUUAUUUUUUAAAUAAAUAACCAGUAAUUUUCAAAAAGUUGUUCAGCAUUAAAACUUAAAAUUCUUUUUUUUUUAAUUUUUCAAAGAUUGCUAUUUUGUGAAAAGUGUUUGGAAAACUUAAGUUGUGGGAUGUUUGUGAUUUGUCUUCGACUCUUUUGGUUGUGAUUUAUUUUUAAACGAUAAAGUUGGCUGUUAUCGCAGUUGGGUCACUCUCAAAAGUCUGGAGUCCAUCAAUCAACCUCCACUCCAUGAGCACAAUUGAAGCGGACGACGUCGGUAGCACUUAACAUGUCCGACUAAAACUAUUCAGUGCUCAUCCGAACGAUGACAAGACUCGAGUAAAUUUUGGGAUAUAGGAAACUACCACUGUUAUCGAUGAACGACCUAAACUACAACGCAGGAAUGAGUUCCUAUCAGUUUGUUAACUCGCUUGCCUCUUGUUAUGGCAACCAAGCUCCCGGGCGCACGGGUACGCCCGUGGAACAAGCCGGGCACCCUGGAUUACCGACACCCGGAGCAGAUUACUACAAUCCGAAUGCCGGGACUGGGUAUCCGAACGCUUGCUACUCCCCACCACAAGUCGGUCAUCAUUAUCCUCAGCAUCCGUACGCGACACCGGCGUCGGGCACACACAUGCAGCCACAGUCCAUGAUAGACUACACACAAUUACAUCCACAAAGAUUGGGCAGCACGGCGAGUCAUAUGCACCAACAUUCGAAUCCGAGUCCUGGUGCGUUAUCGCCCAAUUUAAUGUCGACGCCCCCUAGCCAGGCGGCGGGAGCUAGUUGUAAAUUCGCCGACACCACGUCUACGACGGGAGUAGCUUCGCCGCAAGACCUUUCUACUUCUUCUGGCCCGGGAAGAACAUCGCCCGGCUUCGGAAGUGUUGGUGGACAAAAUUCUAGCGGAACCACAAGCACAAAAUUAGGGUUGACGACUCCCAUCGCUUCACCUGUAGAGCACAAAGCGAAUGUUAACCAGAACAUCUCUAGCCCUGCAUCAAGCACGUCAAGCAACGAAAGCAAUGAGGCUAACAACUCUAGUUCAAACAAUACGAAGAGCACAAAAUCGACCUCUAACCCGCAGGCAAAUCCGCCGCAGAUAUAUCCUUGGAUGAAGAGAGUGCAUCUUGGACAAAGUACAGUAAACGCGAACGGAGAGACCAAGCGCCAGAGAACAUCGUACACUCGAUAUCAGACACUUGAACUGGAGAAAGAGUUCCACUUCAAUCGGUACCUGACGCGACGAAGACGGAUUGAGAUUGCACACGCGCUCUGCCUGACAGAGAGACAGAUAAAGAUCUGGUUCCAGAACCGGCGCAUGAAGUGGAAGAAGGAGCAUAAAAUGGCAUCGAUGAACAUCGUCCCGUACCAUAUGAAUCCGUAUGGCCACCCUUACCAAUUCGACCUUCACCCGAGUCAGUUUGCGCACCUCUCCGCAUAGGAUCAGUGGAAUUUUUCGAACAGCGGAUAACUGAUUUAUUAAACUAGACAGUCGGCCGUAAGUCAUGCGGGGUUGAUUGUAACAUCUGACUUUACUCCGGUAAGUUAGAUGCUACAGCAACUAGACUGGAUCAGUUAUUCGCUGUCCGAAAAAUUUCUAGUCUAAUUUGUUGCAAUUGUUGAUGACACUAUCAGUGGCUCUAAAAUAGAGCAUUCUGUGCUCGAAGUGAAAUUGAGUGGACUAAGUGAAGACUUAAAAAAAGAAUAAGUGCAAGUGCUAAUGUUAAGAACAAAUCAAGUUUAUUCAAGUACCUUCAAGUCUGUUUAAGGUAUCAGUAGUUCCAACUAGGUUUCCUAUUCUUUUACCUUACCAAUUUUUUCUGAUUAAUAUUUGCGAACAAAUUAAUGAAUCUCAUCAUUCAAUAUUCACAUUGUUUUCAUUGUAAAUUCUAAAAUACUAUAAAGUGGUAUUAAAUUUUAAAGUAGAAAGAAUUUUACCUAGUCAUAAGCUAUAAUUCGAUUUGCAUAUUCCUAAAAUUGUAAGAUAAAACUACUGUAUACCGAAUAGUAUAAAUUGUGGUGGCUGAGGAUUGUGUUUAAAAUUGUGGCUCAACAUCAUCAUUACAUGUCGUUACACUUUAAUUGAUAUCAGUGAUUGUCGCAGUGAAGAACAAAUUCGGAAUUGUACAGGGAUUAUGUAAAGUGAAAUCCAAAACAACUAAGACACAAAUCAAUGUAUCAAAUUUUUAAUUAGGACGAGAUGUAAACUUAAUUAUAAAUGCUGGAUUAAGAAGAGCUGGAAAGAAAUUCUGGUACUGAAAUAAGGAAUUAUAAACUUAUCAAACGUCUUCGUGCAUCUUUGGAAUCACCGUGGUAAAGCGACACGACGUCGACAGAACUGUAGCCUUGGUGUUGCGUCGUUUAUUUAAACUGGCACAUAAGGUUCUGUCCACCGAGAAAUCAAUGCCAUACUAUAAAAUCCUAAAAUCAGCUUUAGAAGAUAUACAUAAAUAAUUGAAGGAGUCUCAGUAUCAAGAUUUCCAGUUUUUCCUACCAGUCCUGUUACGCAUAGAAAAUAAGGGAGGGCUUGUAAGAGAGCUGUGAACUUAAUUAGAGAAAGUAAGCUCAGUAACUAUAGACAUGUGAAUAGGUAGAGAUAUUCCUUCUUAACUUGUACAUAAAAGUAAUUUGUCGUUUAGUAGAUAAUGGAUAUAAAGAUAAUAUAUUUCAAUAAACUUCCCGAAGAACUGUCUUAUGUUCCUGUCCUUAGUUGUAAAUAACAAAGUAUUUAUCGUUCUACGAUUCAAUGCAUAAUAAAAUAAAACUUUGUUUAGAGUAUGAAUAGGUAGUGAUUUUUUAAAGUUUCCACAAACAAUACCAAUUAAAGUAAUUAAUGUGGCUCUAUUACGUACCUACUUUUAAAUCUUUAAUGUCGUAUUUGUAAAAUGUACUUAAUAUGCUUAGUGAUUAAUAACAUUUUUAAUUUCUUCCCUCAAGUGAACUAAGGUUGUUUCAAAAUUAAUUUACAUUAACGAUCGUUUUACGAUUUAGCAAUUCUUUCUUCGGUUAAUGUUUUGUUAUCACAUUUUUGUAAGAAAUGUCGUGGUCAACUGUGAUAUUUUGUUAAAUUUAAUUCUUAAGUCGUACAGCGCGUUUUGAGUUCGUAUAUUUGAUUUUUCUCCCAAAGUAUGUUUGGAUGAUGUUUUCAGUUCCAUCGACUGGUUCAUUCGUUACAUUAUUUAUUGUUUGUAAAUAUUAGAUGCCUACGUGACUAGCGUAACUGAAUAAUGUUCAAAUUCUUGUAAUGUAAAACUUUAACAUCACUUAUGUUUUUCUAUAUGUAAAUUUAUCUGUGCAAUAGGAUGUGGCCUAAUUUUUUCAUACUCUG
Hyposmocoma kahamanoa is the source of this 3439-nucleotide messenger RNA. It is a transcript of the gene Scr, whose product is annotated as homeotic protein Sex combs reduced. Gene Ontology annotation, biological process: negative regulation of transcription by RNA polymerase II; anterior/posterior pattern specification. Gene Ontology annotation, molecular function: DNA-binding transcription factor activity, RNA polymerase II-specific; RNA polymerase II cis-regulatory region sequence-specific DNA binding. Lineage: Eukaryota; Metazoa; Arthropoda; Insecta; Lepidoptera; Cosmopterigidae. The transcript is spliced from 3 exons. Gene Ontology annotation, cellular component: nucleus. The record is from RefSeq and is a predicted model, not a curated record. Bases 485 to 1552 code for a protein of 355 amino acids.